Molecule: messenger RNA, 913 nt
Organism: Anthonomus grandis grandis
Lineage: Eukaryota; Metazoa; Arthropoda; Insecta; Coleoptera; Curculionidae
Exons: 2
Coding region: 6-833 (275 amino acids)
Source: RefSeq, a predicted model, not a curated record
UCAACAUGGACAACACCUGUAUUCUGUUGGUAUUGUCAACCCUUUUGGUCUCAACGCACUGUAGACCAGAAGGGGGCUACCAGUACCCCCCACAACAACAACACCAUGGCUUUCCAACCCCCCAGACACAGCAAAGCGUUAGCAACUAUCUCCCACCGAACCCGACUUUUCCCCACUCACCCCUUGACCUGCAAAAUCAUCUUCAGUUGCCAUUUCAACACCAACCAUCGGGAGCCUUUAAUCCUCAGCAACCCUUCAACCAAAUUCAACUACUUAACCCUCUAAUUGGUAAUCCACAAAUAGGCUUCAAUCCAGCACAGAACCAUCUGUUAGCCCCCCAGAACGGUUUCAAUAUACCCCAGGGACAUCCUGUGGUAACCAAACACGUAUACGUCCACAUAGCCCCAGAGGAACCCCAAUCGGCAACCCCCCAAACUCCAGCCUCUUUACCACUACCGCCCCAAAAACAUUACAAAAUCAUAUUCAUUAAGGCCCCAGCUCAGCAGGGUGCCCAAAGGCAGAUUGUUCAUCCUCCAGUGGCUCAGCAAACUGUAGAAGAAAAGACCCUGAUCUACGUGUUGGUGAACAAGGCGAAACAGCCGGAGAUCGUGGUGCCUCCUCCUGCACCCACGCAACCCAGCAAGCCGGAGGUGUAUUUUAUUAAGUAUAAGGCGAACAAUGGACCUCUCGUGGAGGAUUUGAAGAAGGGUGGGCAGCCGGAGAAUAGUGGUGAGAGUACUAGUUCGUUGUUCUCUGGUGGAGCGGAGGGGCCCAGACAAGGGGGAGUGAGUAGCCACUAUGGACCUCCCGGAUAUGCUAAGAGGAGUGCGUGAAUUGAAGUGAGAUAGUUAUUAGAUUGUAUUUUUGUUAUUGUUAUAAUGUAUUUAUUUUAUAAAUAAAUCAAGUUAGCUUA